Fusarium pseudograminearum CS3096 is the source of this 1584-nucleotide messenger RNA. RefSeq lists its product as uncharacterized. Bases 1 to 1584 code for a protein of 527 amino acids. Gene Ontology annotation, molecular function: transmembrane transporter activity. The record is from RefSeq and is a predicted model, not a curated record. The transcript has a single exon. Gene Ontology annotation, biological process: transmembrane transport. Lineage: Eukaryota; Fungi; Ascomycota; Sordariomycetes; Hypocreales; Nectriaceae.
AUGAGCGCCACUACUUCUGACCAUCAACACCAUAAAGAUGGCAUUGAGAGUAUACAUACACUACCGCCCUGCCAAGACGAUGAAAAGCAACAACCCGACAUAGAUACAGAAGUCGAUAAACCUUACUCGAGCUUCACAAUAUGGCAGAAGCGUCUCAUUGUUUUGGCCGCUGCCACGACAGCUUUGUUGUCACCUAUGACGGCCCAGAUUUACUUCCCUGCUCUACCAGCCAUAGCUAAAGAUCUGGGCGUCACUACCUCGCAGAUCAAUCUCACUGUCACGACAUAUAUGAUAUUUCAAGGUAUUACGCCCAUGUUUAUUGGAUCGCUUGCGGAUAGUGGUGGGAGAAGACCUGCGUAUGUCGUGUGCUUCACAAUCUACAUCGCUGCCAAUAUUGGUCUUGCUCUUGCACCCAGUUAUGGCGCUUUACUUGGUCUUCGAUGUUUACAAUCUGCUGGUUCUGCAAGUACUGUUGCGCUCUGCUUUGCCGUGGUGGCUGAUGUUGUCACUUCUGCUGAGAGAGGACAGUAUAUUGGCAUAACAGCUGUUCCCAGUGUUCUUGGUCCUUCAUUGGGGCCAGUCAUUGGUGGUUUACUUGCUCAAUAUCUGGGCUGGCGAUCUAUCUUCUGGUUCCUCGCCAUAUUCUCUGGCGUCGGUCUCGUUCUCAUUGUUAUCUUUUACCCAGAGACUUGUCGUCAUGUCGUCCGUGAUGGUUCCAUCAAUCCACCCUUGAUAUACCGUUCCGUCCUGCAAAUUCUUAAACUGCGACGCAGUCGGUCUGAGUCGGACAAAGCUGGUCUUAGUCGACAAGUUUCCACGGCAUCGACGUCCAAAAAGUUCAAGUUCAAGCCACCCAAUGUUCUUGAAUCACUUCUCAUGCUCUUUGAGAAAGAGACAGGACUUCUUCUCGGAUUCAGCAGCAUAUGCUUUGCGGGUUUCUACUGUGUAGCUGCCGCCAUGCCUUCUCUCUUUGAAGACUUAUACGGCUUUAACGAAGUCCAAAAUGGAUUGAUGUUUCUUCCCAUUGCAGCUGGAUCAAUCAUCGCAGCGUUCAUCGUGGGGACUUUCACGAACCGAAACUACAAGCGUCACUGCGAUAAACUUGGUAUCCCGUACGAGCGAAGCAAGCAGCAAGAUCUUUCUUCUUUCCCUAUUGAGCGCGCCCGUCUCGAAAUUGGCUUUCCUCUUCUCAUACUCGCAGCGGUCAUGGUGAUAGCCUGGGGCUGGGCCGUCGACGCAAAGACGAACGUCGCUGUGCCAUGUGUGAUCAGCGGACUGAUGGGCGUGGGCAUUGUUGGAUUUAACAACACCGUUAAUUCUCUGUUGAUCGAUAUUCAUCCAAGUAAAGCAGGGACUGCAAGUGCGGCGAAUAACUUGACGCGAUGUCUCGUUGGAGCUGGAGCUAGUGCGGCGAUUAUGCCCAUGACUGACGCUAUGGGUGUGGGAUGGGCUUUUACACUUGUCGGAGGACUAUACAUUCUUGGAUGCCCCAUAUUGAUCGUUUUGAUGAUCUGGGGAAAGAAAUGGAGAGAGGAGUUGAGAGUUGAGAGGGAGAAGAAGGACAAGGCGAAGCAAGAGCUUUGA